AGAAAGAAAAAUCAUCCGACAAAAACAAAAGAGCUUACAGCCGCCAAAGAUUUGCUGUUCUUCAACACCCCUCCCACCCCACCUUUUUCCUAUUUCUCUCUAUCUCCAAAAGGCAAGACAAGAAACAACAGCUCCGACCUCUCUCUCUCUUUGUUCUCAUUUGAGGUGGGUUUGGUAUCACUGCUCCAGAUUUCCCCAACUGGGUUGGAACAUUGGUUUCUAAUUAAGGGGAAGUCACUGUGUUUACCAAGGAAAGACAUGAGAAGUUUAUAGGUUUCGGUUCUUGCUUCUUUGUGCCGGAUUUUGGCUUUGUGUUUCUGUGGUUUUCUAGCCUGAUUGGACUUGUCUUUCGGGUAUCACCGAUGCUGUGUUUGCUCUAGUAGCUUUUCCUUUGUCGAUUGAGUUAUGAUCAAACAGAUACUUAAUAGGCUCCCGAGGAAGCCCAAGUCAUCUGAGCAUCGUGUGGGAGGAUCCUCUACCUCUAAUUCAAAUGUUUCCACCGGUUCAAGAGGCAACUCUAUAUCAAGUAACAAGUAUGCGAGCUCGAGUACUACAUCUUUUUCGAGCGCUAAUUCUACUCCAAACUUUGGAGUAAAUGUGACUUCGAAGCUUAAUGGGAACUCAUUGGCUUCUCCAUAUGAGGCAUUGCCCAGCUUCAAAGAUGUCCCGAAUGCAGAGAAGCAGAAUUUGUUGAUAAAAAAGUUGAACUUGUGUUGUGUUGUCUUUGACUUCAAUGACCCGACAAAGAACAUCAAGGAAAAGGAGAUCAAGCGACAGACAUUGGUAGAGCUUGUGGAUUACAUUGCUUCUGCUAAUGGGAAAUUCUCAGAAACCGUCAUGCAAGAAAUCGUAAAGAUGGUGAGCAUAAAUUUAUUUAGAACACUCACUUCUACACCCCUUGAAAACAAAGCAUUAGAGUCCUUUGACUUAGAAGAGGAAGAGCCUUCGAUGGAUCCAGCAUGGCCGCACUUGCAAAUUGUGUAUGAAUUCUUCUUAAGGUUUGUGGCAUCACCUGAGACGGAUGCAAAGUUGGCUAAGAGAUACAUAGAUCACUCCUUUGUUCUCAGGUUGUUAGGUCUUUUUGAUUCAGAGGACCACAGAGAGAGGGAUUACUUGAAAACAGUUCUGCACCGCAUCUAUGGGAAAUUUAUGGUGCACCGCCCGUUCAUCCGGAAAGCAAUCAACAACAUCUUCUAUCAUUUUAUUUUUGAAACUGAAAAGCAUAAUGGGAUUGCAGAGCUGUUAGAGAUUUUGGGAAGUAUAAUAAAUGGUUUUGCUCUGCCGCUGAAAGAAGAGCACAAACUCUUUCUUGUUCGAGUGCUUAUUCCACUUCACAAACCAAAGUGCAUACCCUUGUAUCACCAGCAGUUGUCGUACUGCAUUACUCAAUUUGUGGAGAAAGACUGCAAACUUGCUGAUACAAUAAUUCGGGGUUUACUCAAAUAUUGGCCUAUUACCAAUAGUUCUAAGGAGGUCAUGUUCUUAGGUGAACUGGAAGAAGUUUUAGAAGCAACUCAGCCUGCAGAGUUCCAGCGCUGCAUGGUGCCGCUGUUUCGCCAAAUUGGUCGUUGCUUAAGCAGUUCACAUUUUCAGGUGGCAGAGCGAGCUCUGUUCUUAUGGAAUAACGAUCACAUUGUGAACCUAAUCAAACAGAACCGCCAUGUCCUACUGCCAAUCAUAUUCCCUUCAUUGGAGAAAAAUGCAAGAAACCACUGGAACCAGGCAGUACAGAGCCUGACACUAAAUGUCCGUAAGAUUUUCUCUGAUAUUGACCCUGAGCUUUUUGAGGAAUGCUUGCUCAAAUUCCAGGAAGAUGAAGCACAAGAGACUGUAAAUAGUGAGAAACGUCACGAUACUUGGAAACGUUUGGAAGAGCUUGCUGCAAAGAAUGCUACGAGCAAUGAAGCAGUGCUUGUGUCCCCCAAAGGAGCCAGCGGCAAACCUUCUGGCUAGGAACUUUGAGAUACCCCGUGAUGUGAUUACAGUGGUUUCGAUGUUCAAAUUAUUAUGCAGGCGAUAAACUGACGUUACUGUAUAAGUUCUGAGAUGUCAAUCUUCUUGUUGUUGGCUCCUCCCCUACAUGCGGAAAGUUGGGUUGUCCGGUGAUCAAGUCACAGAGCAUACACGUAUGGCUGCUCAAUCUGGAAUACAGUUUGCCACCUUUCGGUUUACCAUAUCGGGAUGUUGGGCUGUACAUAUCGGAUUGGGUGUAGAGGAACAACGGGGGUGCUGCUGCCACAACACAAGCACGGUCUCGGCGGGUGUGGUGAGUAAAGCUGAUCCUUCGUCGUCAGGGUUCCAAAGUUAACAAAAGGGCUUGAAAAUUGACAUAUCAGCGGUUACAUAUUUUGGGGUUUGGUUUAAUAGAGACACCCUCUUUCUCCAUCUUCAGUUACUUGUAUUGUAUGUAUCAUCAUCAAUUCAUCAUCGUCAAACUAUGUUGCUUUUGUAAAAUGUAUCCAUCCCUGUAACGCCUAAAUUCCGGAGUUCAGUCCGCGUAUACGAGAGAUAUCUACUUACACC
This is a messenger RNA of Malus domestica (apple), 2523 nucleotides long. RefSeq names its product serine/threonine protein phosphatase 2A 57 kDa regulatory subunit B' theta isoform-like. The record is from RefSeq and is a predicted model, not a curated record. Lineage: Eukaryota; Viridiplantae; Streptophyta; Magnoliopsida; Rosales; Rosaceae. Gene Ontology annotation, molecular function: protein phosphatase regulator activity. Gene Ontology annotation, biological process: signal transduction. Gene Ontology annotation, cellular component: protein phosphatase type 2A complex.